Messenger RNA from Octodon degus (degu), 4683 nucleotides. RefSeq names its product leucine rich repeat containing 32 (gene Lrrc32). The coding region runs from base 470 to 2461 and encodes 663 amino acids. The transcript is spliced from 3 exons. The record is from RefSeq and is a predicted model, not a curated record. Gene Ontology annotation, molecular function: protein binding. Gene Ontology annotation, cellular component: cell surface; extracellular matrix. NCBI's taxonomy places the organism in Eukaryota, Metazoa, Chordata, Mammalia, Rodentia, Octodontidae.
GGGUAGUCCGCCCGCUCCUCUAGAAGAGGCUUCUCUCACCCAGGGUUUGAAGCCAGCCUUCCCCAAGGAGGUCGAGUAAGAUGAGGCGACCCCCAGCCCCCACGUCUAGCUAGCUGAGACUGCGCCAUCGCAGCCACAUUCCUUUGGGUUAAGGUCUAAUUCCCCCGUGGGAUGCACGUGUCUCCAGAAAGGGGCUUGCCCUUAGUGAUUCACCACCAGCGCUGUGAGCCUCCUCAGUAGCUCUCCCAGGACCCGGGCCGCCAGUAAAUCAGAUGGAGACAGAGCUGAGAGGGAACACCUCAGAACCUAGACUGGGAGCUGUUCUGCCCCGCAUGCCUGUGUGCUUGGGUCUCUGGCGGAUUAUAAAGGGAGAUCUCAACCUGGUGUAGCAGAAACAGUUCCUUAGGAGGCAGACGGACUGAUUCCGGUCUCGACUGUGCUAUUUGCUGACUGUGUGAUUUGGGGAGCCAUGAGCCACCAGAUCCUGCUGUUCCUGGUCUUGCUGACUCGAGGCCUGGCUACCCCCCAACCCCAAGACAAGGCACCCUGUAAGAUGGUGGACAAGAAGGCUUUGUGCCAGAGCCUUGGCCUGUACCAGGUCCCUCCCAUUCUCCCAUUGGACAUUGAGGCCCUUGACCUCUCUGGAAACCAACUGCGGAAUGUCCUGGCCUCACCCUUGAGUUUCUACAUUGCCCUUCGUCACCUGGACCUCAGCACCAAUGAGAUCAGCUUCCUGCAGCCAGGAGUCUUCCAGGCCCUGCCUCAUCUGGAACACCUCAACCUGGCCCGCAACCGCCUGGCAGUGGGCACGGCGCUGAGUGCCGGAGGUCUGGGGCCCCUGCUGCACCUGACUUCCCUGGACCUAUCUGGGAACAGCCUGUACAGUGGCCUGGUAGAGUGGCUGCUGGGUGAAGCCCCCAGACUGCACACACUCUCGCUGGCAGAGAACAGCCUGACCCGCCUGACUCGUCAGACCUUCUGGGGCCUUCCUGCGCUGGAGCGGUUGGACCUGCACAGCAACGUGCUGAUGGACAUCGAAGAUGGUGCUUUUGAGGCCCUGCCCCGCCUGGCACAUCUCAAUCUCUCCCGGAAUUCCCUCACCUGUAUUUCCGACUUCAGCCUCCAGCAGCUGCGGGUGCUUGACCUAAGCUGCAACAGUAUUGAGGCCUUUCAGACAGCCCAGGACCCCCAGGCUGAGUACCAGCUUGCCUGGCUCGACCUACGGGAAAAUAAACUGCUCCAUUUCCCUGACCUGGCCGCCCUCCCCAGACUCAUCUACCUGAAUAUGUCCAAUAACCUCAUCCGGUUUCCCACAGGGCCACCGCAAGGCAGCGAUGGCAUCCACAUGCCUUCUGAGGGUUGGUCAGCCUCGGCUCUUUUCAGCCCCAGCUGGAAUGCCAGCACCCGUGCCCUCUCCCAGCUCCUGAACCUGGAUUUGAGCAACAAUGAGAUUGAGCUCAUUCCAGACAGCUUUCUUGAGCUUUUGACCUCCCUUCGCUUCCUGAACCUCAGCCGGAACUGCCUGCGGGCCUUUGGGGCCCGGCGUGGAGGCUCUCUGCCCUGCCUGGUGCUCCUGGACUUAAGCCACAAUGUGCUGGAGGCACUAGAGCUGAGUGCCAGAGCCCUGGGGUCCCUAAAGAUGCUGCUCCUACAGGACAAUGCCCUGCAGGACCUGCCACCAUAUACCUUUGCCAACAUGGCCAGUCUGCAGCAGCUUAACCUGCAGGGAAACCGAGUCAGCCCUUGUGGGGGACCAGCAGAGCCCAGCCUCCCAGGCUGUGUGGCUUUCUCUGGCAUUCCCACCCUCCGUGUUCUGAGCAUGGCGGGUAAUGAGAUGGAGAUGCUCAGGGCAGGCGCCUUCCUCCAUACCCCACUUACUGAGCUGGACCUCUCUGCCAACCCUGGUCUCAAGGUGGCCACAGGAGCCCUGGCAGGCCUGGAGGCCUCCCUGGAGGUCCUUGCACUGCAGGGCAAUGGGCUAACUGUCCUUCAGGUGGACCUGCCCUAUUUCCGUUGCCUUAAGCGACUCAAUCUCUCUGAGAACCGCCUCAGCCACCUGCCUGCCUGGACUCAGGCUGUAUCGCUGGAGGUGCUGGACCUGCGAAACAACAGCUUCAGCCUCUUACCAGGCAGUGCCAUGGGCGGCCUAGAGAACAGCCUUCGGCGCCUCUACCUGCAAGGGAAUCCACUCAGCUGCUGCGGCAAUGGCUGGCUGGCAGCUCAGCUGCACCAGGGCCGUGUGGAUGUGGAUGCCACUCAGGACUUGAUCUGCCGCUUUGGGUCACAGGCAGAGGUGUCACUGAGCCAUGUACGUCCUGAGGACUGUGAGGAAGGAGGGCUCAGGAACAUCAACCUCAUCAUCAUCCUCGCCUUCACCCUGGCUGUGGCCAUCCUCCUCACCACACUGGCUGCCUGUUGCUGUGUCCGCCGGCAGAAGUUUAACCAACAGUACAAAGCCUGAAGAAGCCAGAAGAUCCUUCCAGGUCUGUGCAGGAACUGGAGGCUCAGAGCAGUGGGAACUGGCCAGUGGCCACAGAGUGAGCCACAGUCCCAGAACUCUGGUCUCUAAAUCCCAGGCCAGGGCCCUUUCUCUGCAUCCUGCUGCGUCAGUAGGUGGCCCACUUCCCAGGCUGUACAUCUGGUCCAGCUGUGGAAGCCGGAAGUUGGGUAAGCUCAGGGGCAGUAGAUCAGCAGAGCUUCACAGAGCAUCUGUUUGGGGCCAUACCCUUCUUGGGGACACUACCAAAUGAAACACAUGCCUGCCUUCUGGUAGGGAAGGUUAUCACAGUGCUGGGCAGUAACCACAAUGAUGGGGCCAAGGUAGGAGAGUGUGGGGCUCCAUUACUUUGCAGCCCUGAAGGUUUAGGGUGGACAGUCCUGCCCUGGCUGUGCCAGGGAAAGAGAGGACCAAACCCAAGAGAAUUUGAGACAUUUUCAAGCAGACUGUUCUGUCGCAUCUUCUAAUAAUGACUUUCAGCCCCACUGGAAAAUGAUGAGCCUGUGGCUGGAAGACAGAACCAGGGUGUCAUGAGUAUGUCUUGGAUCAGGGCUGUUUGCAAGGCUACAGCAGCCCCAGCAGGACCUGGUUAAGAGGUGGUCACCCUGGGCUCCCAUCCAGCAGUGGGCAUUCUGUUUCCUACUCUGGACAGGACCUUUCCUCCCGGGGCACUCUCCUGUUGCACACCCUGACACCAGUGCUGCCUGAGCCCCUCCCCCUGCCCAGGGCCAGCUUUUCCAUCCAGCCCCACCCAGCUACUGAGCCAAGGACUUCAACCAGAGAUAUCUGGCUCUGGUUUGCACCCAAUUUAGCAGCUGCAGAUGCAAAUCCAAGCCUUGUGGCUGCCUCUGUGUGACAAAUCCUGGACAUUGAUGUUUUCCUCUGUUAUAUAAAGGAGGAAAACAAGGCUCUAGAAAUCUCCCUCAAGGGUCUCAUAGGUAAGAUACCACUGCUGAGAUUCAGACCCACAUCCUCCUGCCUCCAGGGUCUGAAUUUGCUGCUGCUGGGGCCAUGAGCUGUUAGGUAGAUACCAAGUGGCCCUAUGUCACCUGCCCAAGGGCCUGAGCUUCCUAUGCCAAUACAUGCCUGCUUUCUCCUCUCCAGGCAGUUGCAGGUCCUCUCCUUAUCAGCCUCAGUUUCCCUCAUUCCCUCCUUUAUGGACUAGUGUGCACCCUCCUUCUUCUCCUCUACCUCCUACAUUCCCUCAUUCUAUCUUCCUCCACGAAGCCUAUCCCAGAGGGUGAGACCAUCAAGCCCAAACUCCCCACUGCACAGAUAGGGAAACUGAGGUCUAGAAAAGAAUAGGAACUGCCUACAUCAACUCAGUGGCAGAGCCUGUGGAAAAAAAGUAAAUUCCAGCUUCACUGGGGUGAAAUUAGCCAUAGGCUUUCUCUCAGCUGCCAGUGGCAAGGCAGUGCUGACUCCAGACUUGUUGCUUAUCUUACAGGGAUUCUUUGCUUCCUAAGAAAAUAGGUAGAAAGGCCCACUCGGAUAAGCCCUUCUCACUCAUACCACAAGGUCAUGCGCUAUCUGGGAAGAAAGGAAACCCCAGGACCAGCCCAAGACCCUGCUGUGUCCUCAGCGUCUUGUCCUCAGCACCGUACCACAGGCAUUCAGCAGAGCGCAGGAAAAUGAAGCUGAGACCCAGAGAGAACGAAGGGCGCCCCGAGCUGGCUGCAGUCAGGAUUAGAGCCCUCACCUGGACCCUGUGCCAGAGGCCACUGGGUGGCUCGGUCCCGGCUGCCCACAGGUGCUACUGUGUACAACAGUCUUCCUCAGGCCCAGAGCCAAAGUGCUGGUCCCUGUGCUUCAUCUAUGAAAACACUACACCAUGCUGCUGUCACUCGCAGGUCUUUGGACCAGCUCUUUGCAUAACCCACGUGAAUGUAUUAAAAUCUAAUUUUGGCAAAACAGUGUGUUAUGCCAGCCUCUUCCUUGCCCUGAGUGUGCUUGAAUCCUGACUUCUUCCACUUCUUGUCAGGUCCAGAAGACACUGAGGUUCAAGUUCAUUACCACCUUGGCCCUUGGGGCUUUGCUCAUCUUCGUGGCCUUGCACAGCCCCUCUGAGCACACCCCUGCCUCCCACCCAACUCUGAGAUACUGGUGAUUCCUUUACGCUCUUCCUUCUGCAGCUGCAUGACCCCGCCCCUUCUCUGUGCUCGCCCUCUCCGCCCCUUCCUCAGGGC